This is a messenger RNA of Vicia villosa (hairy vetch), 1080 nucleotides long. RefSeq lists its product as uncharacterized. NCBI's taxonomy places the organism in Eukaryota, Viridiplantae, Streptophyta, Magnoliopsida, Fabales, Fabaceae. The transcript is spliced from 5 exons. Bases 1 to 1080 code for a protein of 359 amino acids. The record is from RefSeq and is a predicted model, not a curated record.
AUGGGUCCCCAAACUUUUAUGACCUUGUGUGAUAUCUUACAAAGAGAAGGGGGAUUAAAAGCUACCCGAUGGUCAAGUGUGGAAGAGCAAGUUGCAAAAUCAAUUUACAUAUUAACACAUAAUGCAAAAAAUCGUGAGGUCAACUUUUGGUUUCUUCGUUCUGGCGAGACUAUUAGUCGUCAUCUUCAUCAAGUUUUGAGAGCUAUUCUUGAAUUAGAAGACAAAUUUCUUGUCCAACCCGAUGGCUCAACGGUCCCUCAUGAAAUUUCUAGUAGUUAUAGAUUCUACCUGUAUUUUAAGGAUUGUGUUGGUGCAAUUGAUGGAACACAUAUACGUGUCAAAGUAUCUGCAAAAGAUGCCCCUAGAUAUCGCGGUAGGAAAGACUAUCCGACACAAAAUGUUUUAGCAGCAUGUACUUUUGAUUUAAAGUUUACUUAUGUGCUCGCGGGAUGGGAAGGGUCUUCCUCUGACUCUAGAAUAAUAAAGAAUGCAUUAACACGUGAAGAUAAACUUAAAAUAUCUCAAGGAAAAUAUUAUCUUGUCGAUGCUGGAUUCAUGUUGACAAGUGGCUUAAUUACGCCUUAUAGAGGAGUUCGGUAUCACCUGAAAGAAUAUUCUGCUAGAAAUCCACCCCAAAAUUCUAAAGAGUUGUUUAAUCUUCGACAUUCGUCUUUACGCAAUGCAAUUGAAAGAGCCUUUGACCCGGAUGAAGACCUUAUAGCCGAAGUAGAUGCUGAACUUGCAAAUCAAAAUGUAUCGCAUGACAAUCAUCAAGGUUCAAGAAGUGACAGAGAUGAGCUUGCUAUGGGCGGGGUUAUAAAAGAUAGUUUUAUGGCAUCGAAUAAGCAAUUACCAAUUAAUAAUGGUAAUUCUGGAACUUUAACUUGGAAUAGAGCCAUGGAUGAUGCUCUUGUUGAUGCUUUUAUUCAUGAAUAUGAAAAGGGGAACAAAUUCAACGGUACAUUCACUACAUCAGCAUAUGAAAACAUUGCAGCUGAACUCCGUGCAUUAUUUGUGAACAAAAUUGACAAGCUGAAGAUAAAAAACCGUUGGAAAACUUUGAAAAAAAACUUUCCUUAA